Molecule: messenger RNA, 1410 nt
Organism: Closterium sp. NIES-65
Lineage: Eukaryota; Viridiplantae; Streptophyta; Zygnematophyceae; Desmidiales; Closteriaceae
Source: the annotation of a GenBank genome assembly
AUGGGUGGGAGAAAGGGAGGAGCACGAGGGAGGAAGAGUAGUCGGAGCAAGGGGGCUUGUGGUCGGCUGGAUGGUGAAGAGGAGGCGGAAAGGUUGAGGGUGAGGGGGCAGAGGGAGGAGGGAGAGGAAGGAGGGGAGGGAGGGGAGAGAGGGAGACAUUUAGAAGAGGAGGAUAGCGAUGUGGUUCUGGUGGAGGGACCUGGGGAGGGGAGGCUGGGCGAGGAGGAGAAAGAGGGGUGCGCUGGUGUGGGGAGUGGUGCUGCGGGUGUGGGGGGCGAUGAGGGGAAUAGGACCUUGGACGCGUCUCAGAAAUCCGUUGGUGUGGGGAGUGAUGAGGGAAGUAAACGUUUGGACGCGUCUCAGAAAGGUGUUGGUGUGGGGAGUGAAGAGGGGAGUAAGGACUGGAAGGAGAGGAAUGUAAUCUGCACCCAAUAUCCAGCCAGAACGAAUAACGAGGCAUCUACUAACAGGGAUAGGAACUUGAUCUGUACUCAGUUUUUUGCUAUCGAGCCAAGGAGUGGGGAAGUGGGGAGCGGAGAGGGGGAGGAAGGAGAAGGAGAGGAGGUUGAGGAGAUUAUAAUGGAGGAGAGGGAGGAAGACGAGGAGACUGAGGAGGGGGAAGAGGAGGGAGACGAUGAGGGAAAGGAUGAGGAGGAAAAGGAAGAAGACGAGGAGGAGGAUGAGGAGGAGGAGGAGGAGGAGGAGGAGGAGGAGGAGGAGGAGGAGGAGGAGGAGGAGGAGGAGGAGGGGGAGGAGGAAGAGGAGGAGGAAGAAGAGGAGGAAGAGGAAGCGGACGGGGGCAAGGAAGGAGAUGAUACCAAAGGAGCAAAUGAUGAGGAUGGAAGAGGUAUCGAGUGGUAUGGGGGGGAUGAGGGGAGCCCAGAUGAGCACAGAGUUUUGACAGACGAGAGGGGGUGGCAGGGGUGGGGAGAAGGACCACCAUAUAGGGCGCCUGCACUCCUGUGCAGCAUGCAUGCACGGCUGGGCCUGCUGCUGCCGCAUGUCACCUUCACUCUGCAUGGGCUGUGCGGUCCAGAUGAGCAAGGGGAAAAAGGAGAUCUAGAGGAGCAAGAGCCAGAUGUUGAAAGGUAUGUGCUUUUCGUCUAUCUUGCGUGUGAGCGGUUGAGUGCAGCAGCAGUGGGGGCCACGGAGGCCUGUGGGGCGGACAGCUGGCUCAUGUCACACCUGCUGCUGCAAUCAGUUCAUUUCUCGUGUACCGGAGAGGUGGCACAUGGAGAGAUGGUGGCAGGGGCUGCAUCAAUACACAUGCAGUAUGCAAGGGCACAGGACGACCUGAGAAAGGCCCUCGAAGCUUGCCGGUUGCAGGCGUCUAGGCGCAGGGGCGGACCUGCCAGCCCUGCUGGGAUACAGGACUUGAGCUUCCUGCUUGACAAGGUAUGUGGCGAUUGA